UCACAGGCCGAGCAGCCAAACAGAAAAGUUUAAUAAACAGCGGACGGAGGGCCGGCGGCGGCGGCGGUGGCGGCGGGCCCGAGCGAGUGGGGGUUCGGCGGCCUCACCUGUCCUCAGUCGGCGGCGGCGAGAGGCGGCGGCGGCAGCGCGUCCCGUGGAGAGGGCCGCCAGCCAGGAAUGAGUCUGAAGUCUGCUGCAGUCAAACACUGGAGGCUUUAAAAUGUUUUCUUGCAUAAAACUCAAACUUUAAGUAGCUGCUUAUGAGGAUAGGGAAGGCAGGAAGCUAAUGUCUGUCUCAAGACACAAGACAGCUGUUUGCUCAUCAACCUCAACUGUUGCAAGCAACAGCAGGAAAGAAAACUCGACAUAUAGGGAUCUGGGGACUGCUAUGCAGAGAGUUAUCAAGCCUACAAGUACAGUAGGAACUUUAACCUAAGUCCCUGUUCCUUUCAUCAGAGUGAGCAGCUUUCUUCCCAAGAGUUUUCUGUCAAGGUGUACAACAGAAGAACAUGGCUCAAGAAACUAAUCACAGCCAAGCACCUAUGCUUUGCUCCACUGGCUGCGGAUUUUAUGGCAACCCUCGUACAAAUGGCAUGUGUUCGGUAUGCUAUAAAGAACAUCUUCAGAGACAGAACAGUAGCGGUGGUAGAAUAAGCCCUCCUGCAGCUUCUGUCAGCAGUCUGUCUGAAUCGUUACCAGUACAGUGCACAGACGGCAGUGUCCCAGACGCUCAGUCAGCACUAGAGUCUACGUCUUCAUCUCUGCAACCAGGCCCUGUAUCAAAUCAGUCACUUUUAUCAGAAUCUGUAGCACCUUCCCAAGUGGACAGUACAUCUGUGGACAAAGCAGUAUCCGAGACAGAAGACCUGCAAGGACCCAGAGCAGAGGGCCUUGUUCCUCUUGAAUGUGAUCCUCCAUUAUCAGAUACGACGCAGCAGCCAUCUGAAGAGCAAAGCAAGUCUCUUGAGAAACCAAAACAAAAAAAGAAUCGCUGUUUCAUGUGCAGGAAGAAAGUGGGACUUACUGGGUUUGAAUGCCGGUGUGGAAAUGUUUACUGUGGUGUGCACCGUUACUCAGAUGUGCACAAUUGCUCUUACAAUUACAAAGCUGAUGCUGCUGAAAAAAUCAGAAAAGAAAAUCCAGUAGUUGUUGGUGAAAAGAUCCAGAAGAUUUGAGCUCCUGCUGGAAUACAAAACCCUUUGACCAUCUGCAAACUAAAAAUUGACUUGAGGUUUUUUUCCUAGUCCUUGGGAAUGUAGAGCACCGUAUCUUGCAUAGACCUUUGAAUCAUGCAUGUCAUCAGAAGAAUAGAUUUUUGUUUUUGUUUUGAAAAUGACUCUGAACAUUUAUUUCCAUUGCAGUUUCUGUGGCUGAAAAGAAGUAUUAUCCUUUUAAGAUCAUUUUAAUUUUAGUUGAGUGCAGAGGGCUUUUAUAACAAAUGUGGAGAAAUUCUGGAGGGCUGUGAUUUUUCCAGUAUUAAACAUGCAUGUGUUGAUCUUGCAGUUUAUUUCUCAUUGUGUAUGUAUAUAUAGCUUUUCUCUGCAGCACGAUUCCCUUUUGAUAAUGCCCUUCUGGGCACAACUAGUUAUCAGUAACUGAAUGUAUCUUAAUCAUUAUGGCUGCUUCUGUUUGUUUUCUCAUUAACAAAGGUUAUACAUGUGUUGUUAGCAUAUAGUUUCUUUGCACCACUAUUUAUGUCUGAAUCAUUUGUCACAGGAGAAUAUGUGCUGUUGAGAUUCUAAAUUUAUGUUUUUUUUUCCUUGUUAGUUUUUUUCUUUUUGUUUUGCAAGGGAAAGAAAAGCUGAAUGCAUUUCACUGCUGACUGCAAAUUUCUUUCAGAUUACUGUUCAUUGGUCUGUGUGUGCACAGUAUAAAGAAUAAUCUGAAGUCAUUGUGCUGUAUUUAUGUUUAUUCACCAGUCUUUGAUUAAAUAAAAAGGAAAAAUGAGAAAAA
Molecule: messenger RNA, 1953 nt
Organism: Arvicola amphibius (Eurasian water vole)
Lineage: Eukaryota; Metazoa; Chordata; Mammalia; Rodentia; Cricetidae
Gene: Zfand6
Product: zinc finger AN1-type containing 6
Exons: 9
Coding region: 510-1175 (221 amino acids)
Biological process (GO): protein targeting to peroxisome
Molecular function (GO): DNA binding; polyubiquitin modification-dependent protein binding; zinc ion binding
Source: RefSeq, a predicted model, not a curated record